GGUCCGGUUGCAGAGGGGAUGCAGAGGACCAAGUAUUAUCCAUGGCGGCUCAUGAUAGCGAAGACAUAGAAGCGAGUGUACAUCUCAGUUGGAUGCGACGCGCAAUGCAGAUGGCGGAAGAAGCAUUAGCAGCGCAAGAAGUGCCUGUUGGAUGCGUCUUCGUUAGAGGCGGUCGAGCGAUCGCGGAAGCGCGAAACAGGACGAAUGAACUCAGAAAUGCUACGCGACAUGCGGAAUUAGAGGCGAUUGAUUACAUUUUGUCUAACAAAGACCUGACCCCAGAAGUCACAGAGUAUCCGCUAUCCGAUACAACGCUAUAUGUAACAGUCGAGCCAUGCAUUAUGUGCUCAUCAGCGCUCCGACAGAUGGGUAUCAAGGAGGUCUUCUUUGGAUGCGAGAAUGACAGGUUCGGUGGGUGUGGAAGUGUCCUGGGCGUGAACGAGAGUCUGCCCCACCCGAAGCACCCUGCAUACAAGGCCACCAGCGGGUACUGUCGCGAGGAAGCGAUCUUGAUCUUGCGCCGCUUCUACAUCACUGAGAACAGCAACGCACCCAUGCCCAAAUCGAAGACGAAUCGUGUCCUAAAAACUGAGAUCAAACCUCGAAAAGGUUCCCACUUGAGCUCGUAA
Molecule: messenger RNA, 629 nt
Organism: Gloeophyllum trabeum ATCC 11539
Lineage: Eukaryota; Fungi; Basidiomycota; Agaricomycetes; Gloeophyllales; Gloeophyllaceae
Product: cytidine deaminase-like protein
Exons: 5
Coding region: 42-629 (195 amino acids)
Biological process (GO): tRNA wobble adenosine to inosine editing
Cellular component (GO): nucleus; cytoplasm
Molecular function (GO): zinc ion binding; tRNA-specific adenosine-34 deaminase activity
Source: RefSeq, a predicted model, not a curated record